AUGUCAUUUCCGCAGGUACUCGCAUCGGUCAUCAUGGUAUCGUGAGUAUUUGGAGAACAAUUUGACGCUGUAUCAUGAACUCCUGUAGGAUGAACACGUAGGAGUAUCUUCUGGCGACUCACAUCUUCCUCUGUGUGGAGGAAGUGUAAGGGACAUGGUGAUGUACAGCUGGAUGUUCUGGAAAGUGACCAGGUGUCAAUCAAAACAAGUAACUCUGUAGACUUCAAGAUGGCUGGUGCAGAAGAGUUCCAGGAGCUGCAGAGCAGUAGCAGCAAUGAGGCAUGCCGCAUGGAGGAGCGGCCAGAGCAUGGCAUGAAGAUCUUGCAGGGCCUUCAUAAGCUUAAAAAUGACAAGAUCCUUUGUGAUGUCACACUUAUUGCAGAAGGUCACAGAUUUGAUGCCCAUCGUGUAAUUCUGGUGUCGUGCUCGGAUUACUUUCGGUCAAUGUUCACCAGUGGGAUGCGAGAAAGCACACAACGGGAGAUAGAGCUAAAGGGCAUUACAAGUAAAGGCCUGGACAAAACUCUGGAGGUCAUCUACACCUCCACAACCACCCUGGAGGGUGAUGACAUCUUUGAUGUGAUAGCUGCAGCUACACAUCUUCAGGUGACGCCUGUGAUUGAAUUCUGUGAGAGGAACUUCCUUAGUGGUAUGACCACUAGUAAUUUCUAUGAUUUUAUAAACACAGCUAAACUGUACAGCAUGAACAAUGCUUUGAAGCAGAUAGAUGUGUUUAUAGCUAGGAAUCUCAUGCAGAUCUCAAAGGAGGGAACCCUUCAUCUUCUCACUUAUGACCAGAUGAUCAACUGUCUGAACAGCGACCGUCUGUGUCUGCGUGAAAUUGACAUUUUCCACAUAACAUGGGAGUGGUUUCUAUUGAAUAGCAACCAGGACGAUCAGGCUAUUCAGCUGAUGAAACUGAUUCGCUUCCCUCUCAUUAACCCAGCGGAUCUAGUGCAGCAUGUUCAGAGGGUAGAUAUGAUGAUGACUCAUACAGAACUAAGGCAGAUGGUACUAGCCGCUCUCAACUACCAUGUUGUGCCCCACUCACAACCAUUGGAAGCCAGCUAUAGUGUACACCUCCGCUCCUUUGUGGAACGUCUGGCUAGUGUUGGGGGGCGAGAGAUCCACCCCAACCCCUGUCUUCAUGAUGAAAUACUGGUCUUUGAUUCCAAAAUCACCUCUAAUAGUUUACUGAACAGAACAGAGAUUGCAUCAUUACCAAGUGCUCUUAGUCACAUGCAGGUGGUGGUGUUCAAUAACUUCCUGUACGUGUUAGGGGGCUGUACCACACAGUGUGCUCAUGGUGAAUCAGCAGUCAACUCGGUUCUUAGGUAUGACCCUCGCUUCGAUAAUUGGUUUCAGGUGUGUCCGAUGAUUAACAAGAGAGCCUAUUUCUUCUCGGGAGCACUCCAUAACAGGAUUUAUGCUGUGGGGGGAAAGUUCAAGGAUGGCAGUCUGGCCACUGCAGAAUGUUACAACCCUGGUGACAACACAUGGGAGAUGAUCGCACCCAUGCCCAUGUCCUACCAUGCCCAUGCUGGUGCAGUAUAUGGAGCCCACAUUUAUAUAUCUGGGGGCUACAGUGGCAACCAUUUCACACCUGACAUGCAGCGAUAUGACCCCUCUACCAAUCAGUGGGAAGACAUGGCAUCUAUGUUGACACCACGUGGCUGGCACGUCAUGUGUGCAACACAAUACAAACUCUAUGUGUUUGGUGGUUGUAACCUCAAUGUGAACCAGCAGGCACAACCAGUCAUGCAGUCAGAGUGUUAUGACCCAUCCACAGACCAGUGGACAAUAAUCGCGCCCUUGUCCAUCUCCCAUAAAGAGGCUUCAUGUGUGGUUUACAAUGACCAGAUAUAUGUACUUGGGGGUUACAAUGUACAGACAAAAACUGGACAGAAACUUGUUUCAAGAUUUGACUUGUACACGGGUAUCUGGGAAACUGUUGGGGCAUUACCCAGAAGUCUAACAGGUGUAGGCUAUUGUACCCUUAAACUACCUGCAUACAAUCUUGACGACUCCGAUUAAGAGGACACACACUUAUCAAAUGCGAAAAACACCAUACACAUGUUUUCUUCAUGUUGUAAUGAAUUCUCUGCUGGUGUGCACAGUGACAACUUUUAGAGAGGGUGAAAUGAGCUUAUAGCCUGUCUUGUAUAAUGGUAUUCAUUAUUAGAUCAUUGCAAGAUUGACAGAGGUGAACCAGUCCACUUAAUUGGGUAGAUCAAGAAUCUAAAACAACUUCCACUUUAUACAGUUUACAUCUCGCAUUCUUGCUUAAUGUCAGAGGAAAAACACAAAUCAUUGCAGGAUUUAAUUUGCAGUUUCAAGAUGAUUUGAAUACUUGUAUUACAAAUGUUUAUCAAAACUUUUCACUGUUGCAUGAUUUGAAAGCAGAUUUAGUAAUUUUUACAACAAAAAGAAGUUAAAAAAUUACUGUGUCAUUGACAGUAUAUAGAACUUGUAAUAUGGGACAGUUACUAAUAUAUAAAUAUGUAUUAUGUGAAUGAGGUACAUGUAUACAAGUGUGGUUAAGAAAACUAUGGUAUAUAUAUAUUUACCAUGUUAUUGUAAUAAUAAUGUACAUGUGGGUAAAGAAUGGAUAAAAGAGUUGGGCCAUUCGUUAAAUAUAUAUCUGUAUCUAUUGUAUGUCAGUAGGUUUUUAUUUGCUUUUCUUGUUGCUGUGGAGACUGAGUGACUUUGGGUGUAUGUUGUGGGGAUGUGUAUACUUGUGGCGAUAUGAUUCAGAUGCACUUGAUACAAGUUGAUUCAUCAUUUGUUAAUUGUAAGUUAUCAGCUAGUUCGGUAUAAACAAAAAUAUUUAAAAGGCUUGUUUGAAAUGGCAAUAAUAGACUUGAAAUUGAUAGUACACAUCUACAGAAUAGUCAUAAGUUUGUGAUGUUAUGGAUAUUCUCUGGAUAUGAACAGUUACUUACUUCAGCUGUUUAACUCACAAUCCUUAAUCUUUUCUUAAGGUUUUGUUAUAUUGUAUACCACAGGCUAUCUUGCUUUCAUUGCAAUAUUUCAUAGUCCUCAGGUCUGUUGACACUCCUGUUAGGUAAACCCUGUAGAUUAUAUAUAAAGACUUCUGAAAAACAGGACCCGACAACAUGAUAGUUUCUCCAAGAUCAAUCACUGAGUUGUUUAAGUAUUAAUAUAAUCUAUGUGAUGACUAUGUAUAUAAUUAAAUAAUUAUAGAUUUACAAUUUUAAAUACUUUGUUCACUACACAAUAUAAAUAUUAGUUAGGAACAAUGUUCACUAAGUAUUCUAUCCAAUCACAUGCAAGUCUGUGCUUUAUGAGUUAUAUGUACCUUCUGAGAUACAUGUACGUAAUAAUUGUGAUUUAUCAGGCUGUGUAGUGAUAUCGCAUUUUAUCUAUUUACCUCUUUAUUUAGUUUUCCUGGUGCUGUAAUUAAAUGUGCAACAUUUG
This is a messenger RNA of Pecten maximus, 3438 nucleotides long. RefSeq names its product kelch-like protein 13. Lineage: Eukaryota; Metazoa; Mollusca; Bivalvia; Pectinida; Pectinidae. The transcript is spliced from 3 exons. The record is from RefSeq and is a predicted model, not a curated record. The coding region runs from base 229 to 2034 and encodes 601 amino acids. Gene Ontology annotation, molecular function: protein binding.